This is a messenger RNA of Entelurus aequoreus (snake pipefish), 2671 nucleotides long. It is a transcript of the gene neil3, whose product is annotated as nei-like DNA glycosylase 3. The transcript has 10 exons. Gene Ontology annotation, cellular component: nucleus. Gene Ontology annotation, biological process: base-excision repair. NCBI's taxonomy places the organism in Eukaryota, Metazoa, Chordata, Actinopteri, Syngnathiformes, Syngnathidae. Gene Ontology annotation, molecular function: DNA N-glycosylase activity; damaged DNA binding; DNA-(apurinic or apyrimidinic site) endonuclease activity. The coding region runs from base 125 to 1807 and encodes 560 amino acids. The record is from RefSeq and is a predicted model, not a curated record.
ACUUCCGGAAACACAGCGUACCGCGCAUGCGUCAAAUUGAAACGGCUGUGGCGGUAAAACGAGACACCUCCUUGCUAAGCAGUCAACAAAACAUUGUUUUUACCAAAACAAUCUGAAAGCGAAGAUGGUUGAAGGUCCGGGGUGCACAUUAAACGGGGAGAAGAUCCGCUCGAAGGUCCGUAAAGGACAAGAAGUGAAAGAGAUGAGAGGCGGCAUGUUCACGGCGAAGGGAAACGACACGGAGAGAAACAACGCCAUCCACCGGCUGAAAGGUUGUCAGUACACCGGCGUGGACACCCUGGGGAAAGAACUCUUCUUGUAUUUCGGUGCAGACACGAUAAGAGUCCACUUUGGCAUGAAUGGCUCGAUGCGAAUCAACUCUGCUGAGAGGAAACACAGCAGUGGCUCACUCCCAGUACUGGAAAUACACCUGACUAAUGACACCGUGUGCUUCUUUGACAGCACUGUGGAAAUGAGGUUGACAGACGACUGCGAGCAGAGGCUGAGAGCUCUUCAGGCCCUGGAUGUGUGCUCCCCGAAGUUCAGCUUCAUCCGCUCAGCGGAGGCAGUGAGACGGCGCGGAGGCAGGAUGCUCUGCGACGUCCUCCUCGACCAGGCCGUCAUGCCGGGAGUCGGCAACAUCAUUAAAAAUGAAGCCCUGUUCGACGCGGGCCUGCACCCGGCCGUGAAGGUUGAGCAGCUGUCAGAACAGCAGGUCCACCACUUGGUGAAGAUGACGCGUGAUUUCACUCUUCUCUUCUACAAAUGUCGCAAGUCUGGCUCUCCCCUGCACAAACACUACAGCGUGUACAAGCGCCCCCAGUGCCACCUGUGCGCCAGUGCCAUCACGGUUUGUCGUCUUGGCGACAACGGCAGGAUGACGUACUUCUGCGACCGCUGUCAGAAAGCGGAUGCCGGAAGCGUUAAUGUCAGCAAACUUCCUGUCAGGAACAGUCUGAUCGGCUGGGUCAGCAGCAGGGGAGCCGAUGAAAAGGUAGCAAGGAAGGAGGAGGAAGACUGGGCCUGUCACCUGUGCACCCUCAUCAACCGGCCCAGCGCCAGAACCUGCGACGCCUGCCUCACUCCGAGAGCUCAGGUUCAACAAGAGGCCACCGUCACUGAUGGAUCGCCGCCGCCCUCCACCAGUCUGGUGAGGUACCCCUGCGCUGCCUUCAAGAAGCCUCAGGAGGAGCGCAAACUCAACUGGCGCGCCGCAUUUGGGACUUCCACGCUGAUUUUCUCAGACUUGAGCGAGAAGCCCAGGCCCGCAGACUCCCCGCUCUGCAGUAAUUUGAAUUCUUCGCCGCCCGAGCGAGACGGCCCGUUUAAAUCCGGCACCUGCCGAGGGACGCCGGGCCCCAAUUACGCCUCUGGUGGCAGGCAGAGGCAGCGCGCCCAACCGCCCGGUGGGGAAACGCUGGCCUCGUACAGUCAGCCGUCGAAGAAAAUGAAAAUUGAUCACAGUCCUUCUCCCGGUAACAAGUCGAGUGCGCCGGGUGCCACAGCCCCCCUUUGUUGUGCAUCCCACGGCCGCCCAGCUCUUCUCCGAGUGGUCCACAAGGACGGGGACAAUAAGGGACGACAGUUUUACGUCUGCUCGCUGCCUAGAGAGGCACAGUGUAAAUUCUUUGAGUGGGCAGACUUGCACUUUCCUUUCUGUCACCACAGCAAACGAUGCUUGAUGAGGACCGUCCUCAAGCUCGGACCCAACAACGGCCGCAACUUCUACACCUGCAGCUUGCCAAAGGGUAAACAGUGCGAUUAUUUCCAGUGGGCAGUUAACGGACCGGGUGUAGCUAUCUGCUAAAUACAGUUUAAAAACAAAGCAGAUGCAUUGUCAUUAAAUAUCAUGGAUACUCCCAAAACACAUUUUCUGAAUGAAUACAAACAACCCUCUAAAACGACUGUUAAUAUGAUUGACAUAUGUUUUUACACAUUUAUUAAAGGUUUAAAUCAAUUACAAAAAGCACAAUCAUUUAUCAAACUGCAGCAACGUGGAUCCGUGGUACAUAGUGUCAUAAAAACAAAAUUAAAAGCAGUCCACAGACUUCAGGAGUGGCACAUUGGACUCUGCGUUUGACACCAUGUAGUGAAACUGGGUGAGGCCAGGGACCUUGUUGCACGCUGCACCUUUUUUUUUUUUAAAGAGAAAAGAGGAGAAAUCAAAUUAAGGUUGAUUGGCAACACUGUAGACAGACUUUUAUUACUGACACUUCAUUCCGAACUCAUAGUGGAUGUUUCUGCUCAUGCUGAUGACUUUGUUGUUAGUUAUUGUAUUGCACUAAAGACUUCUGCACUUUCACCCUUUUAUUUCACACUUAAACAUCUUAAAUCACUAAAUGUUAGUGAAGUAUGUGCAACUAAUAUAAGAAAACUUAGUUUAUUCUAUAAAGCCUGGCUUCUUAACCUAACUUUUCCACUACAGACGGGCCCAUUCAAAUAUCACCACUGAAUUAGUAAUCUAAUGGGGUUGUUGAUUUUCGAAUGAAUCGUGAUUCUUUCUUGUAACAAUUAAAAAAAAUAAAAAAUCGAUUUAAAAAAAUAUAUAUAUAUUAGGGGUGUAACGGUACACAAAAAUUUCGGUUCGGUACGUACCUCGGUUUAGAGGUCACGGUUUGGUUCAUUUUCGGUACAGUAAAAAAACAACAAAAUGUAAAUUUUUGGGUUAUUU